This is a messenger RNA of Coffea arabica (coffee), 1878 nucleotides long. RefSeq names its product 1-acyl-sn-glycerol-3-phosphate acyltransferase BAT2, chloroplastic. Gene Ontology annotation, cellular component: membrane. Lineage: Eukaryota; Viridiplantae; Streptophyta; Magnoliopsida; Gentianales; Rubiaceae. The record is from RefSeq and is a predicted model, not a curated record. Gene Ontology annotation, molecular function: 1-acylglycerol-3-phosphate O-acyltransferase activity. Gene Ontology annotation, biological process: phosphatidic acid biosynthetic process.
GUCAUGUCCCAAGUUCGAAAGGUCUACUAUUCCACUACCCCUGUUCUCUUCUCAUAAUCUAUUCCUCUGCUGCAUAGAUUUCAUCAAUUACCCAAAACCUCGCAUUCAGAUAGCUGCUUUACUGUUUUGACAAAAAAAAAAAAAGAUAGCUGCUUUACUGUGUGUGUGUGAGAGAGAGUGCAAAGGAAAGGGACAAUGGUAGUCUCAUACCAGUCUUCCUCAUCCAAGUUCGCUAAUUUCCAGUUCCAUCCUUCCCCUCCACUCCACCAUUUCCGUCAAAAACCAGCUGGGUUUUUCCUCUGCACCUCUGUUCGCCCUAAGUCAAAUGCUCAUGAUAGAUUCCGCUUUGGUCUUUUUCCUCUCAAACAUUCUACUUGGAGAAUUUCAAACAUAUAUGAUUUUACAAGUAAAAGAAGGUGUGCUCAUGCAUCUCGGUUAUCUUUUUGCCCUGUCGAGAAGUUUUGUGGAGUAUAUGAUGAAUGUGUUUCAGAUAGGUGUAAAUUGUCAAGAUGCAUCAUUAGAUCUGAUAUUUCUGCCAGUGGUUCUGCUAGUGCUUCCUAUCCACUAUCAGAAUCUCAAGCAAUCUCAAAAUUCAGAGGAAUUUGCUUUUAUGCUGUAACUUCUUUUGUUGCCAUUUUUUUGUUUGUGCUGAUGGUGGUUGCACAUCCUUUUGUGCUCUUAUUUGAUAAGUAUCGUCGUAAAGCACAGCACCUCAUUGCUAAAGUCUGAGCACUCUUGACUAUUUCUCCGUUUUUGAAGAUUGAAUUCGAGGGUUUGCAUAAUCUUCCUGCCAAGGAUGCUCCUGCUGUAUAUGUGUCCAAUCAUCAGAGUUUUUUAGACAUAUAUACUCUGCUUACUCUUGGGAAAAGCUUCAAAUUUAUAAGCAAAACUUCUAUUUUUCUCUUUCCCAUUAUUGGAUGGGCAAUGUAUUUCCUGGGCACUAUUCCUUUGAAGCGCUUGGACAGCAGAAGUCAACUGGAUUGUCUUAAGAGAUGCAUGGAUCUUGUUAAGAAAGGAGCAUCUGUUUUCUUCUUUCCUGAGGGAACUCGGAGUAAGGACGGGAAAUUAGGCACUUUUAAGAAAGGUGCAUUCAGUGUUGCUGUGAAAACUGGAGUGCCCGUGAUUCCAGUUACUCUUAUUGGAACAGGCAAGAUAAUGCCUGCAGGAAUGGAGAGUCGACUAAACCCAGGAGGAAUUAAAGUUGUCAUUCACCCACCCAUCGAAGGAAAGGAUCCUGAUUUCUUGUGCAGUGAGGCCAGAAAGAAGAUUGCAGAUGUGCUAAUUCGUGAAGGUUAUGAAACUUAAUGCAACAGGAAUUUUUCUGUACUGUCUUAGUGUGAAAUCUUUCUUGUGGAGCAACGGAGUGCUAGCUCAAAGGUUUUUUUCGAAUCUUAACUAUUUGACCAAACUUUGAGGAGAAUUUGAAUCUAAACUUACUUCCGGUUGGCUGGUGAAGCUUUUAUUUCCACCAUAUAUAUACUAACCGCAGUAGCGUUGCUUCCGAGAUAGAGCUUGUAGAUUUCCAUCUUGAGUUACAUUUUUGGUAAAUUCCGUGAUACCCUGCUUUUCCCAUGGCUGAAUGGCUAGUAUCCUUUUAACAUGUAAUCAUCAUGAUUUUCAAUGAUUGCAUGCGACUGAAAUUAUACGUUGUUUGUAAAUGUGAAGAUAUAGUAGUUUGCCGGUCGUGAAAUCGGCACUUGAAAUCUUAGACAUAGAGAGACACUAACGUAGAAAACUGUAGUAGGGCAAAUUAUAGCUUUGGCUUUAUUUGAGAUUUUUCUACAAAUUUAGCUACCAGCCAUUUUAAGUUUCAAGUUUAAGAUAUGGCUGCCAUUUGUAGACUUCUUUCAGUUUAAUAGACAUUUACCAAUUUUGACA